CUUGAAGCGAUUCGACUGUUUCAUUCUAAGCACAUCGCGUGAACCCGACAGUCACAGCAUUGUGUUGGUGAUGCUGAGCGAGUUAAGAGCAUUAUUCAACUCGAACGCGCACACUAAUUAAUAAGCCGAACUAGAAGGCAAGAAUCAACGCUGCUUUGGAGAGAAGAUUAUUCGCUCAGCAAAGCUCGGCCGGUCAAGAUGCGUUUCUGCGUGCAAUCCGCGGCUGCGGUUCUCACCCUUUGUUGUUUAUCGUUCCGGGUCAUCGAAGUCGACGGCCAGACUGAGCCAGGUAUAAGUGAUGAGUGCGUCGUUCAGCGAACCAACGCGCCCGGGAUUUGUCGUCCGGUUGCGGAGUGUCCCUCGGUCAUCGACGAUAUCCGGAACCGGCGUGGAAAUCCCACCAAGUGUGGCUUCAUCAACAAGGUCCAGGUCGUGUGCUGUCCGGACGGAGUUCAACCGAGGACAACCAGCAGCAGCACAACGUCCGCUACGGCGACCUUGAACAGCCAUCCGAAAAUCGCAGAAAAAUGCGCCGAGUACGGUGAGGCGGUCUACUCCAAGGAGUACGUCAGCUCGCCGCUCGGAGUCGACGAACCACGCCUGCAGCGGCUAGACAAGUGCGGCCACAAGGCGGUCGAGCUGAUCGUGGACGGCGAGGCGGCCAAGUCGCGCGAGUUUCCCCACAUGGCGUUGAUUGGGUACGGGGGCGUGCCGGCGGUGCAGUACCUCUGUGGGGGAUCCCUCGUGUCGGACCGGUUCGUGCUGACGGCCGGCCACUGUAUCAUCUCGCAGGAACACGGUCCCGCCACCGUCGUCCGGCUGGGCGAGCUCGCACUGGACUCCUCCAACGACGAAGCCUUCCCCGAGGACUUUGCCGUCGCCGAAUUGAUCCCCCACCCGGAGUACAAGCAGUCCUCGCAGUACAACGACAUCGCGCUCAUCAAGCUGGACCGGCGGGUCAUAUUUUCCCCGUACAUCCGGCCAAUUUGUCUGCCAAUGGGGGCGGAACUGGGCAAUCGGCGGGCAAUUGCCACCGGGUGGGGAACGAUCGGGUAUGGGGAUGCGACGAGCGCGAUCCUGCUGAAGGUGGUGCUGGACAUGUUCGGGCAUGAGGAGUGCGCGCCCAUGUUCGAGGCGAAUCGAAAGCUGAAGGAGGGCCUGAGAAGCGAGAGUCAGAUGUGUGCCGGGUCGCGGAACUCCUCGAAGGACACGUGCCAGGGCGAUUCGGGUGGGCCGUUGCAGAUUUAUAACGAUGAGAACGUGUACUGCACGUACACGAUUAUUGGGGUGACCUCGUUUGGGAAGUAUUGCGGGUUGGCCGGUUCGCCGGGAGUUUACUCGCGCGUUUACGCGUACAUCUCGUGGAUUGAGAAUCUUGUAUUUUAAGAAUGGAUAAUAAAAACUGACUUACCUCAACACCGUAA
Culex quinquefasciatus (southern house mosquito) is the source of this 1424-nucleotide messenger RNA. RefSeq names its product venom protease. Gene Ontology annotation, molecular function: serine-type endopeptidase activity. Bases 199 to 1386 code for a protein of 395 amino acids. The record is from RefSeq and is a predicted model, not a curated record. Gene Ontology annotation, biological process: proteolysis. The transcript has 4 exons. Lineage: Eukaryota; Metazoa; Arthropoda; Insecta; Diptera; Culicidae.